AUGACCCUAACACUAACGGAAGAGAUUAAUGCAGUGCAGCACUCAGUUUUCCCAAAACAACUGUUUGCAUACAUGGAAGUGAAAGGCCAACGAGUGCGGUUCCAACUGGAUUUGGGUGCAUCAUGCAAUGUUAUUCGACGACAAGAUUUGGUACCCACAGUGGUCCUUGAGAAGACAAACCAAACACUGUGCCUCUACAACCGGAGUCAACUAAGACCAUUGGGCAAGUGUUUGGUCAAUAUGAACAACCCAAAAACAGGUAGAAAAUACAAAGCCAACUUUGUUGUUGUGGACGAUGCCUCCACAUCACUCUUGGGAGCUAGGUCGAUACAACAGAUGGAUCUGGUGAGGAUACAGCACGAGAACAUUAUGGCGGCAACCCUUCAAGCUCGGUGUCAGGACAACAUUGACAGUACAAAUACUCACAUGUCUGGUCGGAACGUUCCCAUUGCACUUAGGCAACAUCUGGAAGCGGAACUGAAGCGCCUGGCGAGUUUGGGAGUGCUAGAGCCGGUUGAGGGACCUACAGACUGGAUAUCCAGUCUAGUCGUAGUGCGCAAGCCCAACGGCACCCUGCGCAUCUGCUUGGAUCCUAAGCCCCUCAACAGGGCACUCAAACGUAGCCAUUAUCCUAUGCCAACGAUAGAGGAUCUGAUACCGCAACUCUCCAAGGCUAAAGUGUAUACUGUAUGUGACUUACAGAAUGGGUUUUGGCAUAUCGCAUUAGAUCAUGAGUCAAGUCUUCUCACAACCUUUGGAACGCCGUUUGGUAGGUUCCGAUGGAAAAGAAUGCCCUUUGGCAUCAGCCCAGCACCGGAACUUUUCCAACGCCGCCUCCAAUCAGCCAUCGAUGACCUACCAGGAGUAUACACGAUUGCGGAUGACGUGCUGAUAGUGGGUGAAGGCGAUACCCACGAGGCAGCGUGCCAGGAUCAUGACAAGAAAUUGGCCAGUUUUUUGGAUCGAUGUCGAGUGCGUGGCAUCAGGCUCAAUCGAAACAAAAUCAAGUUACGACUUCCUGAGGUCAAAUACAUGGGUCAUAUCCUUACUCCCAACGGGUUGAAGGCUGAUCCGGACAAAUUGAAAGCUAUACUGAAAAUGGAGAACCCCACUGAUGUGGCUGGAGUGCAGCGUUUAAUUGGCACGGUCAAUUAUUUAGCGCGUUUUUUACCCAAUCUGUCUAGCGUCUGCGACGAGCUUCGACAAUUGACCAAGAAAGAUGUGGAAUUUUGUUGGACAUCCCAUCAUGAUCACGCUAUACAGCAGAUUAAAGCGGCCAUAACCACAGCACCCGUGCUUAGGUACUUUGACCCGCAGAUGGAUGUCACCCUCCAGUGCGACGCGUCAGAGAAGGGUCUGGGUGCUUCUCUUAUGCAACAAGGACAACCGGUUGCCUAUGCUUCGCGCGCGCUAACAGACACCGAAACACGCUAUGCGCAAAUAGAGAAAGAACUGCUGGCCAUCGUAUUCGGAGUCACAAAAUUGCAUCACUACGCGUAUGACCGCCAUGUGACGAUUGAGAGUGACCACAAACCCUUGGAAGUGAUUGUCCAAAAACCGAUCCAUUCUGCGCCGAAGCGUCUGCAAAGGAUGCUAGUACAGUUACAGGGUUAUGACACAAGGUCACGUACAAGCAGGGGUCAAAGCAAUCAUAUCCCCUCCACAAAUGGGUGUGAAUCCAUCAAUCUGUUGCAGUCAGUUUUCGAGCGGGAGCUUGAAUUUUUAAACCUCUCCCAGCAUCUACCAAUCUCCGAAGCCAGACGCGGAGAAAUUCAGGUGGCUACAGAACAAGAUGAAUGUCUGCAGGAGGUCAAGCAGCUUGUUAUGCGAGGAUGGCCACAAAGUAAGACGCAGGUACCGCGGACAGUGGCACCUUAUUUUCCUUGGCACGACGAGAUCGGAGUACAAAACGGCGUCUUAUUUCGCGGAGAGCGAAUUAUAGUCCCUGGUGCGAUUCGUCAGAAAAUUAUGACCGCGCUUCAUUCUUCUCACAUUGGCAUUAAUGGUAGCCUACGACGAGCACGCGAGCUGUUCUACUGGCCUGGAAUGAAUGACCACGUAAAGACGUUCAUUCAGCGGUGUGCUACAUGUCGCGAAGUAGAUCCAGCUCCGAAACUGACUCUCAUCCCGCAUACCGUCCCAUCUCGACCUUGGGCGAAAGUAGCCGUCGAUCUCUUCGUCGUUGACAGGUAUGACUAUAUGGUCACGGUUGACUACAUGAGCAAUUUUUGGGAAGUAGACAGGUUGGACAGCCUCACUUCUCAAAGCAUCAUCCGGAAACUGAAACCGCAUUUUGCACGGCAUGGCAUACCGGAUACACAAGAACUGGGGUUUUGA
Molecule: messenger RNA, 2337 nt
Organism: Corticium candelabrum
Lineage: Eukaryota; Metazoa; Porifera; Homoscleromorpha; Homosclerophorida; Plakinidae
Exons: 4
Coding region: 1-2337 (778 amino acids)
Source: RefSeq, a predicted model, not a curated record